This is a messenger RNA of Cucurbita pepo subsp. pepo (vegetable marrow), 1413 nucleotides long. The record is from RefSeq and is a predicted model, not a curated record. NCBI's taxonomy places the organism in Eukaryota, Viridiplantae, Streptophyta, Magnoliopsida, Cucurbitales, Cucurbitaceae.
GUAGAAAAAUCGAUGGUCUCCGUUCUUGUGGUGAGCUUAGCCGUCGUUCUCCACGUCCGAACUCUCUGCAUCUGUAAAAUUUCUUCAUUUCUUCACCUCUGGAAAUCGCAAUAAUGGCGUCCGAUAAGAACAAUAACGAAGCAGAUCAUUUGGUGGAGCUUAUCGUCCGGGAUGAGUCUCCGUCAAUCCCCGACGUGGUUUCGAUCUUGGAGGAGGAUGCUCCUCUGUUGACCCAAAUUGAAAAGCCCAAGAUCAACAUCUUCACCAUCUCUUAUCCUCGAAGGAAACCUUUGGAUCAGGUGAAGAAAAUCCAUGAUAGCGAGGUAUCUUCAUUAACCCAAUCAAUUAUUUGGAUUUGGGGUGGAUCAAGAUACUCGGGUUUACUCUGUGCUUCUCUAUCCUCCAUCUUCUACUUCACCAUGGAAAUUCUGAUGGGUUUUUUUUCUGCUCAACCUAUACCAAUUCUUGAAAUGACUUUUACAAGAUGCACAAUUAUUACAUUACUAUCGUAUUCGUGGUUGAGGAGGAGCGAGCAACCAAUAUUUGGACUGACACAUGUUAGGAAGCUUUUGAUUUCUCGUGCCUUAGCAGGACUUCUCUCGAUGAUGAGUUUUAUUUACAGCAUUCAAAGGUUGCCUUCGUCUCAGGCAGUUGUAAUUAGCUUUACUACUCCCUUACUGGCUUCAGUUGUGGCAAGAAUUAUUCUGCAGGAGAAGUUAAAAAUUUCUGACUUCGGCGGUCUUGCUUGCAGUUUUUUUGGUGUUCUACUAAUUUUCCAAGAUCUAUUUACUAGUCCAGGUACCGAAGCAGGGUUAACUAAUGCUGGGAAGGGAAGCAUAACACCGCCCCUGCGAAGUCACCAUGCAUAUGCAGUAUUAAUUGGUUUUGUUGGAUCUAUAGCUGGUGGAAUUAGUCACUGCCUUAUUAGAGCCAGUGCAAAAGCAUCUGAUCAACCAGUUGCUACAGUUUUCUCUUUCGGCAUGCUGGCUUGUCCUGUCACUGCAAUGUGUGCAAUGUUCUUUGAGGAUCUGGUAAUGCCAAGUCUAUAUUCAAUUUUCAUGAUGCUAGUGCUUGGUCUGCUUGCCUUCUUGGCCGAGGUCUGUUGGGCUCGGGGACUUCAACUUGAGAAAACCAGCAAAGUAGCCAACCUUCGGUAUAUGGAGGCUUCACUGGUGCAAUUGUGGCAUAUUGGAGUAUUAGGAGUGGCUCCGUUUGGUCCAAUAGUUGGAGUUCUAAUUAUUUUGAUCUCUACGUGUUGGACUUUAUAUGUUGGUCCCGAUAGAGAAACUGAGUAAUAUGUACUCGGCAAAGAACGAAUGUCUUCACUUUUUUUUUUGUAGUGUGUUAUUGAUUACCUUCCAUUGUUAACAUUUUUCAUUUUAUCAUUUAUAAAAGUGUAUUAUUGAUCUCUAA